GGGACCACCCCCCCCACCUCCUCCCCCUUACCGGGACCCACCCCCCCUCACCGAGAACCGACGCCCGAUCCAGCCGCCGACCCCCCCCCAGCCUGGAGAAGGGGAGAAGGUGAAGGGAGACACCCCCGGAAUCGGAGAGACCCCCCCGGAACCGGCACCAUGCCGGCCCCACCGCGGCCCCUCCGCAGCGCCGCGCUCCUCCUCUCCAUCAGCCUCUUGGUCCAAAGUCGCCCCCAAACCUCCCCCCGCCCCCCCACCGAAUCCCAUCGGGGUGGGGGACCAGGAGGUCCCAGCCCCUUCCCGCCCCCACCCCCCGCCGAACCCCAUCUUGGGUUGACUAAACGUUCGGCAUCUUUGGGAAACCAUAAUGAGGUGUUGAAGGACCUGGAAGAACUUGGACGGCUUCGGGCCGAAGCUAAGAGGGAUCGGCAACGGGAUCGGGAACGGGAACGGGAUCGGGGUUGGCCGAGUUCCAGGCAACUUCGGCAACAGCAAAGCUUGGAGCAUCGGUUGUUGGAACGACGGUACGAAGAGUUGGCUGAAAGUCGGCGACAAGCCGAAGCGGCUCGCAAAGCGGCGGCCGAAGAAGAACGUUUGGCCGAUUUGGCAUCCGAUCUCCUUCUCCGGUAUCUUCUCCGUGGUCCCAGUGCUGCCGUAGCUGAGGAUAAGAGAUCGGAAGAGGCUGAGCCGGAUGAUGACUUGUCGGAUGGUGAUGGGAUCCCAUCGGAGAUCAACGAUGGGUUGGAAGUCAACGGGGGGUUUGAAGGCGAUGGCUUGGAGGGCAACGGGGGCUUGGAGGGCGACGGCUUGGAGGUCAACGGGGGCUUUGAAGGCAACGGGGGCUUGGAAGACAACGAGAUCCUACCAAGGGGCAACGAGAUCCUACCCAGGGGCAAUGAGAUGCCACCGGGGGCCAACGAGAUCCCACCGGGGGCCAACGAGAUCCCAGCGGGAUCCAACGAGAUCCCCCCGCAGGAUCCGGCCGACGUCGAUGACCUUGAUCCCGGCACCAUUGACCAGUUGAUCGAGCUUUCCAGCAAACUCCACCUCCCAGCCGAUGAUGUGGUAGACAUCAUCCAUGACGUCGAGCAGAAACGCAAGAAGGAAGCGGCCGUGGGGGCCCCCCCAAGGCUCAUCCACCCCCCCCGACCCCGAAUCCGACCCUUUCCCAUCUCCAAUCAUCUCUCGGCCCGGACUUUCCUACCGCCCCCCCGCCGACCCCCCCCACCUCUGCAGGAUCGGGAGCUGCAGAAUUAUCUGGAGAGGGUUUUGGGGGGACCCCCCCGGGGGUACCCGUGAUGGGGAGACACCCCCCCCAGCCUCUCCCCCCCAUCCCGCCUGCUCGGAUGUCCUCUUGUCGUCCCCCCGCCCCCCAUCCUGGGUUGCACCCAUUGCCCUGUGGCCACCAGUUUGGUCCUCCCAGUUAGCCCCUCCCAAUUAGCCCCUCCCAGUCCCAAUUGCAGAGUCGUGUCCCCCCCCCGCCCCUGUCUCCCCCUUUCAGCCCCGGAGCCCCCCCCAGUUCCAGCUCCAGUCCCCCCCCCACCAGCCCCAGAGCACCCCCAGUCCCAUCUCCAACCCCCAGAGCCCCCCCCCAACAGCUCCCAGUCCCUCCCAGUACCCCAUAGUCCCUCUGCCGCUGCCGUGUGACACCCCCCCUCGGUGGGGGGGGGGGCCGUGUAAAUAACCCCCCAAUCACUAAUUUUGCUAACGAAUAAAAGCGACUAUUUUAGUA
Aquila chrysaetos chrysaetos is the source of this 1732-nucleotide messenger RNA. RefSeq names its product VGF nerve growth factor inducible (gene VGF). NCBI's taxonomy places the organism in Eukaryota, Metazoa, Chordata, Aves, Accipitriformes, Accipitridae. Gene Ontology annotation, molecular function: neuropeptide hormone activity. The coding region runs from base 160 to 1299 and encodes 379 amino acids. The record is from RefSeq and is a predicted model, not a curated record. The transcript has 2 exons.